AUGUCUGGCAUCAGUUUGAGACCAAUUGAUGGGGGCGAAUCUAUUGCAGUGCCCCCGGAUUCACAGACUGUAAUCGGUCGGGGCAACUUUCUCCAGGUCUUGGAUAAGCGAGUCUCUCGUAACCAUGGAAUGCUGGAAAUUGUGGAUGGAACAUUGUUCCUUACACCAACACAUGCGAAUCCAUGUUUUUACCAGAAAAAAGGCACUAAGGAUAAAUUAGCCUUGCUGAAGGACCAACAGAAGCGUCUAGAAGCGGGUGAUAUGUUUGGCUUGUUGCCAGAUAAGUUUUUUUAUGAAGUCACAUAUGGCACCGUCCAAAAUGGGAAAAUAGAGCAGAAAGAAUUAAAUACAGGUGAUAAAGAAGGGAAGGAUUCAAAGAAGGAUGUAAAUAAAGAGGCUGACAAAGAUACAGCAAAAAAAGAAGGGAAGGCAAAUGAGAAAGAAAUGAAAAAAGAAACACCUGAAGACAAAAAGAAAGAAAGUAAAGCCAAUGAUACAAAAACCUCAGAAAAUGUAAAAGAAGAAACCGGAACUGAUUCUGCUGCAACCAAAGAAAAAUCUGAUAAAACAGUAAAGCAGGAAGAGAAAACUACUGCUACCAAGGAAGAGGAAUCAAGUGGCAAAGAAGCAUCAGAUACCACAACACAAAAAAAACGCAAACUCCCUGAAUGGUUGGUUAAUGCUACUAGCACCCCUACCACUGAGUCAUCCCAAGAACAGAAAGAAAAACCACAGAAAACUCCUUCGCGGAGAGGAGGUGGCCGCGGCCGACCCCCUAAGAGGAACAAGCCCAAAUAUGUGGAAUCGGAUGAUGAUCCUGAAGAAGAAGAGAAACCAGUGAAGAGGAGGAGACGAGCCACACGGGCGGUUGACCCUGACGAGGCCGGCAGCAGUGAAUCUUCUCCACCAGCACGUCGCCCAUCUAGAGCUGCUGCUGCUAAAAGAAACAGUUAUGUGGAUGACUUUGUUAUUGGAGAUGAGUACAGUGAUGAUGACCUCAGAUAUAGACGCAGGACAUACAAGGAAGAUGAUGAUGAUGAUGAGAAUGAUGAAGAUUUUGUAGCUUGGGAUGAUGAAGAUUCUGGAAGCGAUUGGGAAAAGAAUAAAGGUUCAAGUCGAGGCCGGGGUAAAGCUCGAGGUAGCACCAAAAAGAUGUCACUCAAACCUAAAAGUGUUGGCCGCAAGAGGCGGAAGAGAAGGAACUGUGAUGAUGAUUCUGAUGAGGAACUUGACUCUUAUAUCCCAAGGCCAAGCCGAAGGAGAGCAGCUGCACGAGCCCAGAAGGUGGAAGAGGAGGAAGAGGAAGAAGAAGAAGUGACUUCCAAAACAAGCAAUACUGAUAAAAAACAACGUGUCCCAUGCAAGUAUGGAGAAAACUGUUACAGAAAGAAUCCUUCGCACUUAAAGGAGUUCUCCCAUCCUGUUGAUGAUGAUGCAAAAGGGGCUGAGAAAGAUGAUUCCCAAACUGGAGGUGAGAAAGAGGAGGCAAAAGAGAAGAGAGCCCCAGAAAAAGAGAAGCCUGAGUGUCAGUAUGGAGUUGGGUGUUACAGAAAAAACUCACAGCACCGGAAAGAAUACAAACACACAAUACAGCCAGAGCCAGUGAGCAGACCAAAACGAAUGACAACGACACUGAAAGUGACUGGGGUAGAUGAAGAUUUUUCUGACCCGCCUCCCUCUGAUGAGUCUAUGGAUGAAGAUUCUGAAUGGGAACCAGAAGCAGAAUCUGUUGGCUCAAACAAGUUAAAAGCAUCGUCCAAAAAAUGA
Molecule: messenger RNA, 1767 nt
Organism: Acanthosepion pharaonis
Lineage: Eukaryota; Metazoa; Mollusca; Cephalopoda; Sepiida; Sepiidae
Source: the annotation of a GenBank genome assembly